UCCAUCUGGGAACACCAUUGCCGCCUCUACUAACAUGGCUGCUUUUGCUCUUGCUCUUGCAUUGCCAGUGCUUCUCUUGGCCUUGACUGGCUCUUCAAGUGCCGCUUGGUGCGUUUGCAAGGAUGGAAGUGACGCAGUCCUGCAGAAAACCUUGGACUAUGCUUGUGGAGCUGGUGCUGAUUGUAACCCUCUCCAUCAAAACGCGCCUUGUUUCCAACCCAACACAGUAAGGUCUCACUGUAACUAUGCAGUCAAUAGCUAUUUCCAAAAGAAAGGUCAAGCAUCAGGGUCCUGUGACUUUUCAGGAACAGCCGCUGUUGUUACAUCUGACCCCAGCACUAGCGGUUGUGCCUACCCUUCAAGCGCCAGCACUGCAGGCACUACGCCAACCAUGGGCACUACACCAACCAUGGGAGCUACACCAACCAUGGGCACCAGCCCUUCCACUGGAACUCCAUCAACAACCAAUGGCACUCCAUCAACAACCACUGGCACUACUACCACCACCAGUGGUACUACUCCAUAUAGUUCAACGCCUGGAGUAUUAGGAGGGAUUGGCAGUGGUAUGGGACCUUCAGGAUCUGGCAUCAACAAUGAUGAGAGUCAUGGUGGGCUUAAACUUGAGGAUAGUAGUUUGUUCUCUAUAUUCUCAUUGGCCCUCUUCUCUGGCUUGAUAAUGCUUUGGUGGGGUUGAAAAGAUUAUUAAAGUGGUCAUGACUGUGGCCUGGGUAUGAUGGAAAAUAGCUGUAUGUCACUGUAUGAAUGUAAGUGUUAUUUUCUAGGUGUUGAACUUGAAGACUCUAGUUUUUAUUUUUUUUAAAUUUUUCUCCACCUCCACUUCUUGGGUUAAUAAUGAUGAUGAGCUUGUGAUUAAUUAAUUAAUUUAAUAAGAAACU
Gastrolobium bilobum is the source of this 896-nucleotide messenger RNA. Its product is annotated as PLASMODESMATA CALLOSE-BINDING PROTEIN 3-like. Lineage: Eukaryota; Viridiplantae; Streptophyta; Magnoliopsida; Fabales; Fabaceae. The transcript is spliced from 4 exons. The coding region runs from base 35 to 694 and encodes 219 amino acids. The record is from RefSeq and is a predicted model, not a curated record.